AUGGCUAUUGCUCGACCCCUCCUGCUUGAGGCUGUGGAAAUACACCACGGGGCCAACUACGCCCGCUGUGUGCUAGACACUGAAGCCCAGCAGUUCGUUCUGCACCUGCCCCUGUCCCAGAAGGGGCCCUUCUGGGAAUGGGAGCCCGGUGCCCCUCGGCCCCUGCUCCAGGCUCUGCAGGACUCAGCCCUGAAGGACCUCCUCUUCACCUGCCCCACCCUCCCCUGGCACUCCCUGAUCCUGAGGCCCCAGUAUGAGGUCCAGGCCAUCAUGCACAUGCGCAGAACCAUUGUCAAGAUCCCCUCCACCCUGGAGGUCGACGUGGAAGACGUCACGGCCUCCUCUCAACACAUCCACUUCAUCCAACCGCUGCUGCUGAGUGAGGCCCUGGCCCGGGGGGGGCCCUUCCCUCUGACGACAGAGAUCCUGGAAGUUCCAGAGGGGCCCCCUAUCUUCCUCAGCCCAUGGGUAGCGUCCCUACAGAAAGGCCAGAGGCUCUGCAUCCAUGGCCUGGCCUCACCGCCCUGGCGGGUCCUGGUCUCGACUAAGGGCCGGAAGGCGCCCAGACACUUCAUGGUCUCUGGAGCUUACCAGGGCAAGCUGCGGCGGCGGCCAAGAGAGUUCCCCACGGCCUAUGACCUCCUGGGCGCUCUCCGGCCAGGCCAGCCGCUCCGGGUAGUGGCCACAAAGGACUACGAGGGCGAUGGGGUAGAGAGCCCUGGGUUCACUUCCCUGGCUGUGGGUGACAGGCUGGAGGUGUUGAGGUGUGGCCAGGCCCACGGCGCUGAAGGCAGAGACAUAGAUGUCUUGGUGUGUCAACGGCUGAGCGACCAGGCUGGAGAGGAGGAGGAAGACUAUGAACAGAUAGAUGAAGACCAGAUUCUGCUGCCCCUCUACUGCUCCAGUAGCUUCGUGGAGGAGAUGAAUGAUGGCCGGCGCUACAGCCUGGAAGAUCUGACUACCCAGUUUUCACUGCCCUGUGAAGUCAAGGUGGUAGUCAAGGACAGCAGCCACCCUGCUGACCCUCUGCCCUCCUUCCCGGGCCUGCGGCUGGAGGAGAAAAUCAUGGAACCCUUCUUGGUGGUCAGCCUUGACUCCAACCCUGCGAUGUGCUUUGAGAUCCCUCCCCGGUGGCUGGACCUGACUGUUGUGGAGGCUAAGGGCCGGCCGGGCCGGCCAGCCAGGCCUCUUCCUAUAGCCACAGUGCAGGAGCUGGCAGAUGCCUUCUACUACAGCCUUCGGAGGUUACCAGCCUUUGAGAGCCAACUCCCACCACCAAGACCCCCCAAAAGUGAGGGCCUCCGCGGGCAGAAGAAACAAACCAGCAAGGGAAAAGGCAGCCAGUCUUCUCAAGUCUUAGAACUGCAGCAAUGCCCCCUGCUCCUCAAACCCAGGAUGAAGACACUGCCACAGAGUGCCAAGAACAGCUCAGAUACAUACAGCAAGGUUUCUGCCCACAAGAAGGGCCUCAGGGCCACUAAGUCCAACACGAAGGCUCCAGAUGAUGACGAACAUGAUUAUGAAGAAGUACUUGGACAAUUUCAGAAUACCCUGUAGAUGCCGGAGGAGCCCUGCUUCUUAACUGCUGCUUCUCAGGGAAUCUGAGAUACCAGCCAACCAUUACAAGACCGUGGACAGGAUCUCACUGAAAUCAGACUACGGACGGCAAAGGACUCUGGGGGCCUGAUCUGUAAAGGGAUGGACAUUGUACCAGCUUCCCUCCAGUUCUAGCUAGGCUCCUGGCACCUUGCACUCCCUCAGCCUCAGAGUUUUGGUACCCAGAGGAGCCAACUGGGUUCUACUCAAUCCUGAGUCCCCAGCACCAGUGGUCUCACUGGUUGGUGCAGAAAGUAAUCAGAGAACACUGGGCGGCGGUGGCACAGUGUUUCCUGCCUCUUGGUAAAGGGGACUCAAUCCUGACCACACCGCACCAAGAGCCUUUUGUUAUGUUUGCCACCCCCUCGUUGUUGGCCCACUCUUUCUCCUCUUCCCCCACCCAAUUCUAAUCCCCCGAGAGACCAGGACCCUCUCAUCUCUGCAGUACACAGCACAUGAGAGCUGCAGGUGACUAUCCAAGAUUUUUUCACUCGAAAACCAUUGAAUAAAGAUUACAUCUGGGCUUCUGGAAAAAUGGUUAACAGGUAUCAUUUAGUUAAGUCGUGUGCCAGACCCUUUAUAAACAUGAUCUAAAUCCUUAACUCUCUAAGAUAGACACCGGCCCGAUUUUAAAGAUCAGAAUACAAGUUUGAGUGGUCAGGUGCUUUAGGAAGCAGACUAGUCAUGAGCUGAGUUAGGACCCCAGCUCACCACCUAUCAGCCGUGACUAUGAGCAAGUUAUUUUAACCUCCCUAAGCUUCAGUUUCCUCAUAUGUAAAAUGAAACUAAUAGUUUUCUACCUCACAAAAUUGUUUUUUUUUAAUUUUUUUUUUAACGUUUAUUUAUUUUUGAGACAGAGAGGGAGGGAGCACGAACAGGGGAGGGUCAGAGAAACAGGGAGACACAGAAUCUGAAACAGGCUCCAGGCUCUGAGCUGUCAGCACAGAGCCUGACGUGGGGCUCGAACUCACGGACCGCGAGAUCAUGACCUGAGCCGAAGUCGGACGCUUAACCGACUGAGCCACCCAGGCGCCCCAAUUGUUUUAAGGAUUAAAUGAAGUAAUCUUGGUAAAGUUUUUUUUUUUUUUUUUAAAGUUUAUUUAUUUUGAGAGAGAAUCCCAAGCAGGCUCUGUGCUCAUAGCACAGAGCCUGAUGCAGGGCUCGAACCCAUGAACCGUGAGAUAAUGACCUCGGCCAAAAUCAAGAGUUGGUUGCUUAACUGACUGAGCAAGCUGGGUGCCCCUUGGUAAAGUAUUUAGUGCAGUGCCUGGGACAUAAUAAAUACUCAGUAAGAAUGUUAAUUAUCCUUAUUGUUGACCCAGAUCACAUAACUGUACCUGUCUCUAAAACCUAUGUUCUUUUUUUAAAUGUUUAUUUUGAGAGAGAGAGAGAGAGAGAGAGAGAGAGUAUGCAUGAGCAGAAGAGGGACAGAGAGAAUCCAAGCAGGCUCCAUGCUGUCAGUACAGAGCCUGAUGCAGGGCUCAAAUUCACAAACCAUGAGAUCAUGACCUGAGCCAAAACCAAGAGUCAGAUGAUUAACCAACUGAGCCAUCCAGGCGCCCCUCUAAAACCUAUGUUCUUUCCCUAUUCCCACUGUCCCCUAAUCACAGAAUUCAUCUCAAUGUUUGAAAUAUACUAAGCUCUUAGACUCUGGAGACAACGUGUACUGAUCGGUUGGAGAGCCUCACCAUCCAGUGUAACAGAGAUAAGGGAACAAAUACAAACCCGGCUCUAUGCAGAGACCAACUCAGCUUCCAAGGUCAGUCUAGGCCUGUUCCGUGAGUUAAGACCACAGACCUCACUUCUGGAAGUGGUGGGGCUUUGGUUUCCUAGACUGAUGCAGUCACAGAACUAAGCACCAUGGACAGCAGGAGACAGGACACAGAUAAAAAGGUGACCUGAGUCUCCAGCUGAGAUGUGAGCUCCAGGAGUGUCAAUAUGCAGCCUGGAUUCUAGGUACUGCACUUGAGUGUGUCCCUCCUGUGUCUGCUAACACUCCUUUGGGCUGUCCGGACCCACGGCACUUCCUAUGGAAGCCUCUUGGCAGCUACCAAGCAGCUAAUACAGGCUGGUGGGCCAGUUCCCAUGCCUUCCUGCAGAGACCAUCUAAACUACACGCGACCCUGAGGAAGAGUGUGCUCUGGGACAAACAAUAAGCCAGAACGUAAGAAAAAAAGUUCCUUCUUGGCUCAGAACCCUUAGGACCAAGCCCACAUGCAAAAUUCACUUCCGUCUGCAUUUAAUUGUGGCACCAAAUUGAGCAAGAUCACAAAAGGGGGACAGAGAAGAGGGCUACCCGUUCCUACAUAAUGGGAUUUCUGAGUGGCCAAACACUGCAAUGAGGAGAAAGAAAGCAAUUUCACAGCUAGGAAAGAUGAGGUUAAAAGGAAACCAUGUCUGGGGUGCCUGGGUGGCUCAGUCUGUGAAGCGUCCGACUCUUGAGAGCAGCUCAGGUCGUGAUCUCGAGGUUGUGAGAUCGAGCCCCGCAUUGGGCUGUGCUGACAGCGCAGAAACUCCUUAGGAUCUCUCUCUCCCUCACCCUCUGCUCCUCCCCUGUGCUCUCUCUCAAAAUAUAGACAGAUCUGCGGAUAAUGUACUGGUUGACUGACUUUUACGCACGAAUAUAGCUCCCUAGAUAGGAACCGUUCGGCAGGUACAGAAACAACCACCAGACUGUUGUUCACUUUUAGAAACUGGAGGGUGGGGCCUUUCCCGCACUGCUGCCAGUAGGUUUCACUCAGAAACACAGUUAAAGCGGUUACAGAAUUUUUAUUUGCAUGUUAUACCUCAUUAACUUACCUCAGAAUUAAUUCUUUUAUUCAAGACAUAGCUUACAUUCUGGAGUUGUCAAAAACAUCUUUGAGCUAGUGUUCCCUCCCACAAGAAGUGGAACUGAUUAAGCUGGCCAAAAAAUAGCUGUCGGCCUUCAGACAGUCUCCUCUUGGGGCCAAAUGGCCGACGCUCAACUCAGCUACACGACCACAUACUGCCAGAGUCAAGAUUCAGAAUGGCAAUGCUCGAUGCUUUACAAACAUCAUCUUGCUCGAGUUUCACAACAGACCUAUAGGAACUGACGCUGUUCUCUUCUCAUGAAUAAAUUCGAGGCCCUCAGAACUGAUGUGGCCGGCCCAAGAACCUAACCAGAAGUGGAAAAGCCAGGAUUUCAAACCCACAGCAAGCCUAUGCUACGUGCCUCGGAUAAUCAAGUAGUAAUUACACCAGUUUAGGAAGAAGAAUAACAUUUUCACGAAUUCUGCAAUAGAACUAUUUUAUUAGACAUAUGGGGGCACUUAUUUUGUAUGAAAUCGAAGUAACAUCUCUUGCUCUCUCCUGCCCUCAUGAGGCCACCACUCUAGAACGUAACAACACACUUUCGGCAGCAGCCAUGACGAGGUGAAGGAGAGUGCAAUUCUGAAAAAUAACACCCUAUAACCAAAGGGGGGGAACAAAAGCAGAGAUUCGGGGGUUUCUUGGCUCGCUCCCCACUGAAGGCCCUGGGUCCUGCUCAUCUUCUUUCAACAGGAAACAUGUUAGGAGUGGAAACUCCCGGGUAUAGCUUGAGUAACGCUGCCCAACUCUCUUGGUAGCAUCUCUCUUCCACUUCCAUUUGUGCUGAUGUUGUAAGCGGCUUGUUUGUAACUUCUUUAAGAAAGUCCACCCAGGUUUACAUUCUGUCAGUUGCCCAAAAUGGAGCUUCAAAAAACAAAAACAAACAAACAAAAAAGAAGAGCAGUAACUUUCAAAAUGAGACCCUUUCUAGAUGAAAGCUACUCCCUAGAAGUCAAUUGGCCAAACAUGCACAGCUGGAGACAACAGAUGAUGAAAACAGGUCCAGCUGGAAAAUACCUCGGGUACUCAAUUAGAUCCAGUUACUCUGCAUCUGUGGAUUUAAAAUGAUCGUCGUCCACAGUGGAAUAGAUGUGUCCCUCGUUGCUAAGAAAAUCUACAGCUUGCCUAGGAAGAAACAAAGAAAGAAAAAAAAAAAAGCCUCAUUUUAAACUGAUGCAGAAGACAGGAAACUGCCUUUUGGAUAUGGCCAAACAUAGAUUUUACUCACUUCCCAUUUUUUAUCUUAGCUAAGAAUUCAUAGCCACUUUGUUCACAGGGCUCUUAGAAGGAGAAAUACCAGUAAAACUGCAAAACUGAGAUAAUGCACGGAGACCAUGGCUAUCAGGGGUGCCUUGGACUCCUCUCCCGAACUGUGUAAACACAAGAAACGAGGGCCUAACUCAAAUGCCAGUGUAAGCAAACGAAGAAUCUAAAAACACAGUCCAGCUUGCACACAGAAUCUCCUAGCAUAAACAGCUACUUUUAAAAGUCCCUCCUCCCUACCCACCCAUCAACCCUCCUGCUCCCCUCUGGGAAGUAAAGUUGCAGGGCAUAAAGGAAAGACCUUUCCGGACAUGACAGGACACCCUUCAAGGCCCUCUGGAUCAGUGCCAGUAACAUAUGUAAUAACAGUAAUAAUUUGUA
Molecule: messenger RNA, 6069 nt
Organism: Panthera uncia (snow leopard)
Lineage: Eukaryota; Metazoa; Chordata; Mammalia; Carnivora; Felidae
Gene: THEMIS2
Product: thymocyte selection associated family member 2
Exons: 5
Coding region: 1-1557 (518 amino acids)
Biological process (GO): T cell receptor signaling pathway
Source: RefSeq, a predicted model, not a curated record